CAUACUUGUGCUGUCAUUUUACUUCGGCGUGCAUAGAGUGAAACUUCGACAUGUCCUUUAUCUUUCUUGAAAUAUUGGUACUUAGUUUAAUAGCAACAAAAGCUGAGUCAAAAGACAACUUUCGAGCCAAAGUAUAUACAGGGAAAGAAGUCAAAACAACGAAUUCAACUACCUUGGGAGUUUCUCUUAUACAAUGUCAAAACAUGUGUGUCUUGGCUAGAAGGAUGGGCACGAGCAACAUUUGCGGAUAUGACAAGGUGUCAAAAACAUGUUUCUAUAGUUUUGACACCGAAUAUGACGUCCUCAGUACUUCUGAAGUCACGAAGGUCGUGCUGAUACCUGUUGAAGAUGCCUGUCAGAGUUCAGAGUACCUAGUAAACGGAAUGGAGCCUGUGUCCGACGACCAGAUAACCGCCUCGUCAGUGUUUAAUGAGGCGCAUGACACAAACGGUUCCCGACUCCAUUCCGUGACGACUAGUUCACGUGUUGGUGCAUGGGUUGCUGGGACAGCCGACACAAAUCAGUACAUACAGGUGCAGUUCAAUUGCCCUAACCACGUGAUAGGUGUGGCUAUGCAAGGUCGACCAAUCAGUACAGACCCGAAUUCCUACAUGUAUCGCGGAGUUGGUUGUUGUUACCAACGUGUGACCGCGUACAAACUUCUCUACAGUGGUGACUGUGUUAACUAUCUCACGAUCAGGGACUCCAGUGGGUCGGAUGUGCCCGAGAUGAGGUUCACAUUGGAGGAAGAACUGAACCCAACUUUCCUAUUUACAUUUAUUUGCCGGGAGAGAGACUUUAUACAAUUGUGCAACAACUACAGGUUGAAUGUUGUAGAUUCAGAAGACCUGUUUGAGAAGAUCUUGGAUAGUUUACAGGAUGUGAAGCAGUCAGGGCUUAGGGUUCGUCCCCUAUUAUUUGAAACAAUGAAGACGGUGGCCCACCUGAAACUACCAAACCUAGAGAUAAGAUGGAGACCGGCAUGUAAGACCAGAGUGGCACAACACAACAAGAUGCGGCAGGAGGAGAAAGAAGCGGACAGAAAGAGACUGGAGCGCAAAUGCAGAAAUCAGAGGGAGGAAAUUGAAACGAUGGAAGCUAUGAGAGUGGAGAUGGAUCGCAUGAGAGCUGAGAUUGCAGAAUUGAGGGAGGAAGUCAGGUCUCUUAAAGAAGGGGCCAAGACUUGUACGGCCCCUUCAACUGAAAUGGCAGAACAGAGCAGGAUCCCAAGGCCAAAGGGACCUGCAUCUGCCACUGCGCACAGGAGCCUUUUUGCAGCUGUGCGCAGGAGACCUGGCUUCGCUGCGGGCAGUGCUUCUACAACGUCAACUGCGUGCAGGACAACAACUGCAUCAACAACUGCACGCAGUACUUCUGCCCGCAGCACGGCAGCAACUGUGGGCAGCUCUACACGGAAGACAACAUCUGCCCGCAGCUCUGCUGCCACUGCCCCCAGCAUGCCAUCAGCUGGUGGGCAGACUUCUGCCCCCAGCACAUCAUCAGCUGGUGGGCAAACGGUCGAGGGUGGGGCAGCUCGAGGUCGUGGAAAAGUCUCAACAAAACGUAAGCGUGUUGAUGACGAUGGGGGGCAGGCAAAGAAAAAACCGGCUUGGAAAUGAGAAUAAAAAUGCCUGCCCCUCCCCCACCCCUCGACCGGACUCCCUCUUCUGCAUCUCAGCCAAACAACAUCUCUCUCUGAUCCAAAGUAUUUAACGACUAUGAUCCAAAUCGCUCCACAUCGCUCCGCACCUCUUCUUCACCUUGUACAAAAUCCCUGCUCAGCAUCGCUACAUACAUGGCUGCAGUUUACCUAUAAUACGAAGGCUGCAGUGCUCUACAAUGGCUAGAGCUGUGUUUGUGUCAUGCCGGUCUCCAUGGGCCACCGUCAACAACGUCCUGAUUGUGAAUGUUGUCGGAAAGAAACACCUGAAAGGACAUUCCCACGAACAAGAACUGACGAUUUGUUUUAAGUUGUUUGUGUUCAUUUUUUAUUGGUUAAAUACAGGUUUGCCUUUUGAAAGAUGCCAUUUUUUCAACAGUGUUCUUUAAAAAAAAAAAAAAAGAGAAUGUUCAUAGCCUCUUUCAUGUUUUAAAGGUAUGAUGUUCAUAUUACUAGACUUAUUUCACACCUGUUAAAAUCAGAUAAAUUUCUGAAAAGUCCUCAAACUAGUUGGUGUACCGUAGUUAUCCAAGCUUUUAGACUUGACUGCAUAUAUCUACAAAUGCAUUAUUUUACUUUGUUUAAUUGCCUAAAGCAGAUCUUGACUGAAGCUCCAAAGUAGUAGCUGUAUAUGAUUUUGAACAGUUUCAUACAUGACCUUGGCUUCACUCAUUUUUUUUUAUGUUGUCCGAGCAUUGGACAAACUAAGAUAUAUUUGAAUCUUUUAUUGAUAUUUAUCAAUUUGUACAUUGCUGUCUGUUCAAUUCUGACCUUAGUCCCUGUCCUGCGAUCCAUCUUGAUAUUGAAAACAGGGGCCCCUGUACUCCACUUAAUCCCCCUCCUAGCCUACGCCUGGCAAUUUUCAAUCCCACCAUUAUCCCAUCCAACAAAUGCCUUUCCCCAAAUCCUUUCCUGAACCCUGACCUGUCCACUGUCAGACCAACCUUCUACUCUACACUUUCUUAAGGGCCGGCCCAAAUCAUACCAUCUUCUCUAACAGACAUAGAUGUACAAAUAGAUUGAAUGUGUAUAUGAAAUUAUUUAAGCAUUCAAGUCUUGUUAUUAAUUUUACUACAAAAAGUAAGCUUUACCAUAUAACAAAUUAAAGAAACUACAAAUUAAGGCAGCAUGGUCAGAACUGUUCUUUUUUAGUUCAUGAUAACCUGAACUGUAUGCUUCCAUUGACUGGCAUAGUUUCAGUAUUUUGUAUUAUGUACUUUAAAUAAACUUGCCAAUUAAAGCAGAGGUAACCUCUACUGAAACAUUCGGAGCAGAACAUUUAUAACAUAAACUGAAAUACCACAGAAUUAUCAAGAAAGAUAAAUGUAUGAAACCUGUUUUUGUUUACAAAGGUAUAUAGUAGAAAGGCAAGCCUAUUAACCAUUUACGAGAGCAUUAUACACAAUAUAAGAUGUUCGUUGGGAAUGAACGUUUCAAUAUAAUACUGUGUUAUCACUGAUUGCAUUCAGUGAACUUGUUUUGGGGGAAUGUUGCAAUCGUUCUUUUGAUUUGUUAUUUUCUGCUUUUGUGCAGUUUUAUUUAUUUUUUCGGUAUGCUGACGACCUGCAGUUAGUGGUGUUAAAGGUGAUGAUGAUGAGGAUGAUGAUGAUGAUUGGAGGAUGUAUAUAGUGAUUUUUAAUAUUUUGUUACGUUCUAGUAACUUUUAUAAAAAAAUAAAACCAAAUAAAAAAUAUUUUUGUGCAACCUAUUAUGUAUGUUUAUUUGUUUCAUUUAUUUUGAAGCAUUUGUUUUAUAUUGUACAAAAAGGUGUAAUUAAUUGGUAAAACAAACAAAAAACAUAUUCAAAAUAACUUCAAAAGCAGUUUUAUAUAUAUAUAUUUUAUUGGGAAUUUUUUUUUGUUUUUGCAUUGAAUUAUAAUUAUGGUCAUUAUUUUAGACCUGUUUGUGUUUUACCAAAUACUUAUACCUUUUUGUGUUUUACUUACAUAAAAAAUACAAAAAAAAUAAUUAAACUUAAAAAAUAAAAAAAAAUAAUCUUGUUUGAAUUAUAUACAUAUUUGAAUUCAGCCGGACUGUUUCAAAGAAACAAGUCUAGCUAUUCUCAUAGCCUUGGUGUUGUCAUUAUUGUGUCAAAGCAUAUCAAAUGUUCAAGCUAUCAAAAUGAAACUUGGUACACAUGUGGCGAGCUAUAAUACACACAUGAAUAGCAAAGCCAUAAUUCUGGUUAUUUGUUGUGAAUUAUGCCUUUUUUUACACUGAACAAAAGGCGAGUGUUGGCGUUCACUUUGGUGCGUUCUCUUUUUUUGUUGGUGAUUAUCAACGUAUUUUGUUUUUGAAUGAUUCGCAACAUUUCCCUCAGUUAUUGUUAUUUUCUGUAAUAGUGUUCGAAAUGUUUGUGCUGAUGCUUCUGAAAGGGUAUAAAUAUAGUUUGUAAACUAUUUUAAAACCAUGUAAAUGCUGUAGGGUAUUUACAUUAUUGAGUGUUUAUGUUCUACUGUUGCUAUUACUGUUGUGACUGUAUGCAUUAUUUUGUGUACUGCAUGACAAUGCUGAUUUAGAAUUUUGAACACUUAUUAAUAGUUCUCAUUAAUUUAGUUGUUGCUGUUAUCGCAACUGUUGAUGAUAAACCAUUGAUUUAGUUGUUGCUGUUAUCGCAACUGUUGAUGAUAAACCAUUGAUUUAGUUGUUGCUGUUAUCGCAACUGUUGAUGAUAAACCAUUGAUUUAGUUGUUGCUGUUAUCGCAACUGUUGAUGAUAAACCAUUGAUUUAGUUGUUGCUGUUAUCGCAACUGUUGAUAAUAAACUUUAACCUGUGUUUGUCCUAUUUGGUAAAGAGUCCUUCUUUCCUUAUUGUAGAAGUAAUAUAAUUUAUUUGUCAGUUAUUCAAGGAAAGUUUUAUACUUAUGCUAAAACUAAAAAGUUUGGAAACCUGCUCAUUAUUAAUUUUGACCCAAAUUAAAAUGCUUUCUCAUU
Molecule: messenger RNA, 4594 nt
Organism: Mya arenaria
Lineage: Eukaryota; Metazoa; Mollusca; Bivalvia; Myida; Myidae
Exons: 10
Coding region: 51-1619 (522 amino acids)
Source: RefSeq, a predicted model, not a curated record